AUGAAUCCCCACCAACAGAACAAAGUGGACAUCAAUUCGCUGAGCCCAGAGGAGCAGCGCCUGCUGCGCCUCUACGGCAAGAUGCCAACCAAGAAAGACGUCCUCCAAAACAAGCUCAAGGCAAGUCACACACCAACUCAACCCACAAGACCCAUUCUAACAUUUAAUUUUCUCCAGGAACGCAAAUACUUUGACUCGGGCGACUAUGCCCUCAGCAAAGCCGGCAAAGCCUCCGACGUAGGCGUCACCAACAUUGGAUCCCGCCACCCAGUGCCGGAGAACAUCCCGCACCUCACCUCAACCUCCCCAGGUGCCAACAACUCUGCCAACAAUGGCAGUGUCAGUUCCCAAGGUGGACAACAGAUUCCAGGCAGUAUCAGCGGACACCCUGGCUCGAUCGGAUUCCAAAUCCGCAGCCCAAUCAAGGAUGGAGGUAGCUUCCUACACCGUGGCACCAGUGUUGGUGAAGGUGAGGGCUCUGGUCUGGCCUCUGAAUCAGCCCAGGGUGAGCAGGAGCUUAGUGUUAGCCCCCCUACUGCACGAGAAGGUGUUCCUAUUCGUCGGUAG
This is a messenger RNA of Penicillium robsamsonii, 567 nucleotides long. Its product is annotated as endosulfine family protein. Bases 1 to 567 code for a protein of 188 amino acids. Gene Ontology annotation, cellular component: cytoplasm. Lineage: Eukaryota; Fungi; Ascomycota; Eurotiomycetes; Eurotiales; Aspergillaceae. The transcript has 2 exons. Gene Ontology annotation, molecular function: protein phosphatase inhibitor activity. The record is from RefSeq and is a predicted model, not a curated record.